Striga hermonthica is the source of this 648-nucleotide messenger RNA. The record is from the annotation of a GenBank genome assembly. NCBI's taxonomy places the organism in Eukaryota, Viridiplantae, Streptophyta, Magnoliopsida, Lamiales, Orobanchaceae.
AUGCAGGCAGCUUUUCUCUUUACGGUGGUGGGCACAACUGGGUUUUUGGGUGUUCUGGCUGGUCAGCUGCCUGGAGAUUGGGGCUUUUUUGUGCCAUACUUGAUCGGAAGUAUCUCCUUAGUAGUCCUUGCUGUAGGGAGUAUUUCCCCAGGGCUGCUUCAAGCUGCAAUCGGUGGAUUUUCCUCAUUUUUUCCGGAUUAUCAGGAGAGAAUUGCCGGACAUGAAGCUGCUCAUUUUUUAGUUGCUUACUUGCUCGGACUUCCUAUACUCGGUUAUUCAUUGGAUAUUGGAAAGGAACACGUCAAUCUCAUCGAUCAACGGCUUGAAAAGCUCAUUUACAGUGGACAGCUUGAUGCCAAGGAGCUCGACAGGUUGGCAGUUGUAGCAAUGGCUGGACUGGCCGCGGAAGGCUUACAAUAUGAUAAAGUUGUUGGUCAAUCGGCCGAUCUUUUUACUCUCCAGAGAUUCAUAAACAGAAGUAAGCCACAGCUUAGCAAAGACCAGCAGCAAAACCUUACAAGAUGGGCUGUGCUACUUGCCGCAUCGUUAAUAAAGAACAAUAGGGCGCUUCACGAGGCACUCAUGUCAGCAAUGUCAAAGAAGGCUUCUGUGGUUGAAUGCAUAGAGGCAAUAGAGAAGGCUGAGUAA